Notodromas monacha is the source of this 231-nucleotide messenger RNA. NCBI's taxonomy places the organism in Eukaryota, Metazoa, Arthropoda, Ostracoda, Podocopida, Cyprididae. The record is from the annotation of a GenBank genome assembly.
AUGGCGGUGCAUCUGGUUCAUCUUCCGGAGGCGGCUGUCGUCGUCCUGUUCAUUUCCUACCUGACGGAAAUAUCCUGUUCGAGGCGAAAUGAAUUCUACCGGAUAGAGCGGCGCACGGGGGGCCAAGAGCUCGAUUUCCGGAAAUUUCCGCUGUUUGGAGCGGCUGUUUUAGCGGACAGGAUAUGGAAUUCUGAGGGACUCGACGCGUGGAGCAAACUAGCGGAGAAGUAA